GCUGAUGUGAGGGCAGAUUGUGCAGCAGCAGUAAAUGCACUUUGACACAUUGGUGUUGGUGUGAUUUACCGACCUGACAACUUCAGCUCAGUUUGUUUGUUAGCAAAACAAAUUGCGCCUGCGCCCUGAACCUUUCGUUUAGUCCCCCCCCCCCCCUUCCAGCUUUUGGAGGCAUGUUGCUCUGCUUGAAAAUCGGGAGCUGCUGUGAAGAGCAGAGGCGCAGGCAAAGUGUAACAUCAGACGGCUUCACACGAACCAGACAAGUCGACAGUCGGUGGCCGUGGAUCAAUCAGAUGAUAGACAUUAAUUUGUGCCUGAUCUGUAAACGAGGCGUUUUACACUCAUUGGAAGACGCCUCCUCCCGUGUGUUUUGGAUGGUCUCCCUUAGCCAGGUCCACGUAUUGAGAUGAUCUAUUUUUGUGAUGGCGAAGGGUCUAUUUCCACGGGCCUGGGUGAAAAAGUCAUUCUACUUCCAGGCUCGGAUCUCUUUUGUCCGGGUGAAGUACCUGUUCCUCACAUGGCUGACUGUGCUGGUGGGGAGCUGGGUGCUCUACGUGCAAUAUUCCGCCUACACAGAGCUAUGCAGAGGACACGAGUGCAAGAACGCAAUUUGUGAUAAAUACAGGAGAGGAAUCAUUGAUGGCUCUGCCUGCCGUAGUCUGUGUGAUAAAGAAACACUCUACAUGAGCAGGUGUCUGUCAACACAGCCAAACAACCAGGUGUAUACAGGAAGCUGGGGAGACCAUGAUGGGAUUAUUCGCUGUAAAUUGGGGGAAGUUGUGCACUAUGAGCUGGGUGAGGAGCUGGAGCCACGGAGGGAGGCCCCUGUGUUUGACAAGCCUACCAGAGGCACAUCAGUGGAGAAGUUCAGAGAGAUGGUCUUUAAUCACCUCAAGUCCAAGCUUGGAGAGCAGGCUAACCUUGCCAGCCUGGUCAGCCAGAUCCUCUCUGUAGCCGAUGGCAACAAAGACGGCCGGGUGUCACUGCCAGAAGCCCGCUCUACAUGGGCUCUCCUGCAGAUGGACGAGGUGCUGCUUGGCCUGCUGCUCCAGGACCGUGGACACACUCCUCGCCUCCUGGGCUACUGCGGGGACCUCUACAUGACCGAGCGCGUCCCCUACGGUCCCCUCUACGGUCUGUCUCUACCCUGGCCGCUUGUAUCUUGGGUGCCUAGUGGAGUACAGCGCACUAUUGACCAGUGGUUCACCCCCUCCUGGCCUCGCAAAGCUAAGAUCUCCAUGGGCCUGCUGGAGCUGGUGGAGGACAUCUUCCACGGCACCUACGGCAGCUUUCUGAUCUGCGACCUGGCAGCGGCGCACUUUGGUUACACUGACCGCCAUGAGCUCCGCCUUACUAACGCUGGAACGGUGGUUCCUGAGGACGAGUUCAGACGCACCAUGCGAGCACUUAAGUGUGAGACAGAUGCUGACUGUGUGUACGGGGCGGACUGCCAGACGUCCUGUGACGUGACGGAGAAGCGGUGCAGGGAGGAGCCGGUCCAGCCAAAUUUGGCAAAAGCAUGCAGCACACUGAAGGAUUACCUCCUGCGCGGGGCACCGUCGGCACUGAGAGAGGAGCUGGAGAGGCAGCUGUACGCCUGCAUGGCUCUUAAGGGUAAUGCUGGACAGAUGAACAUGGAGCACUCACUUAUCCUCAAUAACCUGAAAGCUCUGCUGUGGAGACAGAUCUCACACACCAAGGACUCGUGACAAGGAGAGGAAGUCCUUCAGAAACAAUGCUAGUCAGCUCUUUACAUGGAGCUGAGUGGUAACAAUGCUGUGAUACAUGUAAGAGUAGCAAAUUUAAUGAAGUCAUUUUUAUCAUCUCUUAACACUAAUGAAUGGAGAGACUGAUGGAGACUCUACCUCCUUUUUCCCAAACUCAGAAUUCCAGUUUCUGGAAAAUAUGUAAGAGUACUUUGAGAUGUUUUAAAACUGAAAAGUUGCAUGUUCCCAUCAGUCACACUUAAAACACUUCUUUCACACAGUGUAUUGUAUUGUAUUGUUCACUACAGAGGAAUGUCAUGGGGUCACUGUUGGAGAAACAGCCUUUUAAACAGUGUUAUACUGUUGUUGGUCUCUGUUAGCUGGGAGACAACAUAACCAUAUCUCUGGCACAAAAUCAUGCUGUUAUGUAUGGGCCUGUAUGGCUCAUCAUUGAGGAGUUGAGAAACACAAGGAUUACAAAAUCAGAGUGACUCUAGUUGUAAAAAGGUUCCAGUUCAGUGUGAUGAAACUAGGGCUGCAACUAAGAUCAUUUUCCAUAUUUGAAUAAUCAUUUUAGAUCUAUUUCCCAGAGUCCAGGUGGCGUCUUCACAUUGCUCGUUUUGUCUGACCAACAGUCCAAAACCAAAGACAAAUUUACUAUAACAGAGGACUAAGAGAAACUGUAAAUAUUCACAUUUAAGAAGUUGGGACCAGCAAAUCUUCGGCACUUACAAAAAUACCUAAAUGAUUAUUUACCAAUUAAUUGACUGUUUCAGCUCUACAUGAAAUUGCACUAUUUUAUGUUUGAUUGUUAUAAAAAUUCCCCAAAUUUCACUUUUCACUUUCAAGCUCACUUUUCAAACUCAACUGUGAGCUUUUAGGACUUAGAGAUGCUGUUGAGCUCUGGACAGAUGGGUGGCAAAUGAAGGGGAAAAACUGUUAAAUGUGUGUGGAAACAUGAACGCUUCCUUAGUAGUUAGAUAAGAAUUUUAAAAAAGCCUUGUUACAGCCUUUGCAGUCACCAGAUCUCAUAUAGACAGCAACACUAUGAAAGCACCAAGCAAUUGAGCAUCUUUUGGAAGAAUGAAUAGAAUUCAUGCUUAAGGAGCACUUAAGCUGUUCUGGAGAAUCCUGACAGCUUUUCCUCUCAUUAGUCACCCAUCUGAAUGAUAAUGUGUCGGGCCAGGAGCUUAAAAACAGACGACAUGAUGGUAUCUGUCAGUGUUCACUUAUGCUGUACAUUUUCUAUACCUGUAACCCUAGUAACAUCAUCGAUGCUACAUCACUGACACGAAGAGAAACAAUGUAUAUUUGUGAAUGUUAUCUACAUGUAUUUCUUUUUCACUAGAACAGAGGAUUUGUGGUAAUGUACUGUAAUCAUGUUAUUUUUUGGAUUUCACCUGUCACAGUGCCAUAGAGAAAACGCUGAAGUCAUUUUUAUGAAUGUUUAAACCACCAUUGAACGUGGAGAUCUUUAUGAAAUGUUGUGGUCACAUUUGAAUGCUGUGUAGAAGCUGACUUUUUCAUGAUCCCUUCCAGACAUUGCUGAGAUGAAGUGACUGAGAAUUGUUUAACCACUUAAAUGCAAGACAGUCAUGAACCUGUAAUUUCCAGAAAACUGAGCGUGUGGUCAACACUGCUGUUUGAAUUUUUAAAAUGUAAAAAAAAAAAAAAAAAGAAGUUUACUUAUUGAAGAAACCAGCAUGAUUUUGCACAAUUAAAACUGCAUACCACUUCACUAUAACUCGUCAAAUCUGCUUAAAUACACUACGAUACCAUAAGCCAGUGUGGAUUUAAGAUUGUAAAUUUGAGCAUUAAACAAAAGCACACAAAGCAGUGACAUUCCCAAAAAUCAUAAGUAUUGAUAGACACAGAGAAAAAGCUUGAGUUUGCAAUAAAUUUAUUUGUCUGUG
Scomber scombrus (Atlantic mackerel) is the source of this 3619-nucleotide messenger RNA. RefSeq names its product divergent protein kinase domain 1Aa (gene dipk1aa). The record is from RefSeq and is a predicted model, not a curated record. The transcript has 6 exons. Lineage: Eukaryota; Metazoa; Chordata; Actinopteri; Scombriformes; Scombridae. The coding region runs from base 423 to 1709 and encodes 428 amino acids.